GAGACUGCCAUCAUGGCGGGGAAACCCAAGCUUCACUACUUCAAUGGACGGGGCAGAAUGGAGGCCAUCCGGUGGCUCCUGGCUGCAGCUGGAGUAGAGAAGGGAGUUUGAUGUUCCAGCAAGUGCCCAUGGUUGAAAUUGAUGGGAUGAAGCUGGUGCAGACCAGAGCCGUUCUCAACUACAUUGCCACCAAAUACGACCUCUAUGGGAAAGACAUGAAAGAGAGAGCCCUGAUUGAUAUGUAUGCAGAGGGUGUGGCAGAUCUGGGUGAAAUGAUCAUGCAUUUGCCACUGUGCCCACCUGAUCAGAAAGAUGCCAAGACGAGCCAGAUCAAAGAGAGUAUAACAAACCGUUAUCUUCCUGCAUUUGAAAAAGUGUUGAAGGGUCAUGGACAAGACUAUCUUGUGGGCAACAAGCUGAGCAGGGCUGACAUCCACCUGGUUGAACUUCUCUACUACGUGGAAGAGCUGGACCCCAGCCUUUUGGCCAACUUCCCUCUGCUGAAGGCCCUGAAAACCAGAGUCAGCAAUCUCCCUGCCGUGAAGAAGUUUUUGCAGCCUGGCAGCCAGAGGAAGCCUCCCAUGGAUGAGAAAAAUUUGGAAGAAGCAAAGAAGAUUUUCAGGAUGCAAUAAAGCGGGCGUGGCUGCCCAGAACACAGGGAAAACUUCAGGAGAUUGAAGUUUUCCAACAGUGAAGUGCUUUACCUAUAUGUAGAUCCUGGCUACUGUGAAGCUAAUAAAUAUUCCAAAGUAUAAGGGCUAAUUUAAUUAGAAUGCAGAUUUCGUUGCAGAGCAAUCCAUUUUGUUUUGAUCACAUACGAAAUCAUGAUCUCCUCCUAGAAUGUGCCUGGGACUUAAACAUAAAUAAAGGGAGAGAAAGUGUCAUGGGCUCUGAUCUGUUCAAAAAAUUGUCAUACACCAACUGUCAUAGUCAAAAAGAGUUAAGUAGAAAUUGUCAUCUGGUAUUCUUGGUGACACAAAGAUAGUCUUUUUUGAAUUUUGCUGCCUUUCUGACCCACAACCUAAAAACUUUUCUUCUCUUUUUUUUUCAGAGGACCUUUUUCCUUCAGGUAAUCAAACUUUUUUCCUAUUCAGUUAUGGAACUAAUAUUUAUUUUAUAUCUAAUAUGGAACAUUCUGUGCUCCAGGAGCUCAGUAACUAAGGAUAAAUAAGCCAGAUAUAGUCCCUGUCCUCAAGGAGGUUACACUAGUGAGAAAAACAACAAAAUGGGUAAUUCUAAUCCAGAAUCAUGCUGGCCUUGUGUAUCAUGCUCCUACAGAUGCUGUAACAAAUGACAAGUAUAGUGGUUAACACAAUGGAAAUGUAUUCCCUCACAGUUCUGUAGGCUCUUCGUGUGAAAUCAAGGUGUGACAGGGUCAUACUCUCUCUGAAGGCUUUAGAGACGAUCCUUCCUUGCCUCUU
Aethalodelphis obliquidens (Pacific white-sided dolphin) is the source of this 1421-nucleotide messenger RNA. RefSeq names its product glutathione S-transferase A2. The record is from RefSeq and is a predicted model, not a curated record. NCBI's taxonomy places the organism in Eukaryota, Metazoa, Chordata, Mammalia, Artiodactyla, Delphinidae. The coding region runs from base 111 to 632 and encodes 173 amino acids. Gene Ontology annotation, molecular function: glutathione transferase activity. Gene Ontology annotation, biological process: xenobiotic metabolic process; glutathione metabolic process. Gene Ontology annotation, cellular component: extracellular exosome; cytosol. The transcript has 5 exons.